AUGACCGCCACUCCUGAACUUCGACACGCCUCCCGGCGGUUUGACUUCGAGGCGCAUCCGCUACCCGCCGGCAACGCGCCGCGCAAAGUCAAAGAGGAUGUCAUGAAUCUGUACUUCACAGUCGUACGGGCAGACGACUACGAGUUCGCUCAAUCAGUCGUACGACGCAUGGCCAUCACGGAGGUAUCUCUGGUAUCCAAAAGCGAAGCGCCCAGCCGAACGGAGUCCAGAGUGGUAUGCGAGUUGCCCGUUGCAUCUGACAUGGCCAAUGCCGGGCGCAUUAUGCAUGGCGGUUGUACUGCUUAUCUUGUAGACGUGUGCUCGACCCUUGCACUCGCCACGGCCGGCGCUUCGGCCUACAGCAACGUCACGCAGUCCUUGAAUGUCGUGUAUCAUGCUCCGGCGCCGGUCGGACACCGUAUCAGGGUGGUCAACUGGUCCAUUGCGGUUGGGAGUCGGAUUAUGUCGGCUCGAACUGAGAUCUGGGACAUAGACGACGAACGACUCGUUGCCACUGGCACGCAUAUCAAAAUGAAACCGUCGCGAACGCGGUUAUAG
Messenger RNA from Peniophora sp. CBMAI 1063, 558 nucleotides. NCBI's taxonomy places the organism in Eukaryota, Fungi, Basidiomycota, Agaricomycetes, Russulales, Peniophoraceae. The record is from the annotation of a GenBank genome assembly.